Messenger RNA from Plasmodium berghei ANKA, 729 nucleotides. Its product is annotated as pyridoxal phosphate homeostasis protein, putative. Bases 1 to 729 code for a protein of 242 amino acids. The transcript has a single exon. Gene Ontology annotation, cellular component: intracellular anatomical structure. Lineage: Eukaryota; Apicomplexa; Aconoidasida; Haemosporida; Plasmodiidae. The record is from RefSeq and is a predicted model, not a curated record. Gene Ontology annotation, molecular function: pyridoxal phosphate binding.
AUGAAACACAUAAAUAAUAUAAAAAAUAUUGAAAAUAAAAUCGAAAAAAUUUGUCAAGACACUUGUCGAAUUCCCCCGAAAAUAUUAAUUGUGUCAAAAUAUGUAGGCCAUGAAGAAAUAAAUAAUAUUCAUUCUUAUGAGAAAAAAUAUCAUUUUGGAGAAAAUAAUUUUGAUAGUCUAAUAGAAAAAUCACAAAAAUUGCCUAAUACUAUAAAAUGGCAUUUUAUAGGAAAUAUACAAUCUAAUAAAUGUAAAAAUAUAUUAAAAGUUCCAAAUUUAUAUAUGAUUGAGUCAUUAGAUAAACAAAAAAAAGCAAGCCUUCUAAAUAGCUAUUUAAAUACUAUAAAUGAAAAUGAGGAAAAUAAUAAUGAUAAUUUAAAAAAACUUCGUGUAUUAGUACAAAUUAAAACCACUGAUGAUCCAAACAAAACAGGAAUGAUGCAUGAUAAUUAUGAAGAUAUUGAAAAUACUGUUUUAUAUAUUAUUAACAAUUGCAACCUUUUAAUAUUUAAAGGUUUAAUGACUAUAUCAUCAUUGGACAUAAAUAAUAGGGAAAACUCAUUUAUUAUUUUAAAUGACAUAAAAAAUAAACUUUUAAAUAAUCAAACUAUUAGUAACUAUUUUCAAAAUAAGAAAUUCCAUAUGAGUAUGGGUAUGUCAGAUGAUUUGGAGCUUGCAAUUAAAAAUAAUACAACGCAAUUAAGGAUUGGAAGGGCAAUUUUUGGAUAG